Messenger RNA from Prunus armeniaca (apricot), 363 nucleotides. The record is from the annotation of a GenBank genome assembly. NCBI's taxonomy places the organism in Eukaryota, Viridiplantae, Streptophyta, Magnoliopsida, Rosales, Rosaceae.
AUGGCCGAUAUUUUAAUCCUUGGGUCAGACCACCAACCUCCUUCCGAUAUUCGCUCAGCAACUAGCAGGAAUGUUCAGUGCUCGAUGAACCUUGGUUAUGUCCGGGCCGAGAUCAAGCUUCUUGCGGUUGUCAUUUUCUGCAAGCAGAAGACGGAAGUCAGUCAGAUACACAGCAAAGAAUUCCAAAAAGACUAUAGCAUAUCAAUGGGGAACGAGUGGACCGUCGUCGACCUCCUAUUCCCAUUUGCUGCUGAAUUCAAACACGUCUGUAUGCCACACAUGAUCACCUUGACUCAGACUGUCAAAAAGCUUGGCGUUGCACAUGUGAAAUUGAGCAUACUUUUCGUAGCACCUCGCCUCUAA